UCUAUUUUUUCAUCCCAUCACACCCAUACAUCAUCUUCACUUAAUAUAAACCAAAAUGUCUUCCCUUAGUCCAAUCUUAGCCAUACUCCUAGCAAUUGGUUGUGUAGCAUCAACCUUUCUAGGCGCUGCAGCACAAAACUGCGGUUGCGCGACUGAUGUGUGCUGCAGCAAAUGGGGUUACUGUGGCACAACAGCUGAUUAUUGUGGAGAUGGGUGUCAAAGUGGGCCAUGUUAUUCUUCUACCACAGUGAGUGUUCCAAAUUUGGUAACAGAUGCUUUUUUUAAUGGAAUUAUAAGCCAAGCCAGUUCAAGUUGUGCUGGUAAAAGUUUUUAUAGCAGAUCUGCUUUUCUAAGUGCUUUCCAAUAUUAUCCUGGGUUUGGAACCGGUGGAUCCUCUGAUGAUACUAAACGUGAAGUUGCUGCAUUCUUUGCCCAUGUUACUCACGAAACUGGACAUUUUUGCUACAUAGAAGAGAUAGUGAAAUCAACCUAUUGUCAAGCAAGCACAACAUGGCCAUGCAAUCCCAACAAGCAAUACUAUGGAAGGGGUCCCAUUCAAAUUACUUGGAACUACAACUACGGACCAGCAGGACAAAGCAUAGGAUUUGACGGUUUAAAUGAACCCGAAACCGUGGCUAACAAUCCAAUUAUCGCCUUUAGAACCGCCUUUUGGUUCUGGAUGAACAAUGUGCACUCUCUUAUUAUCUCCGGCCAAGGGUUCGGCGCCACCAUUCGCGCUAUCAAUGGAGGGGAAUGUAAUGGCGGAAACACACCUGCCGUAAAUGCUCGUGUAUCGUACUACACUCAAUAUUGUUCACAAUUUGGUGUUUCUCCUGGGAGUAACCUUUAUUGCUAAAGUCUUGUAUAAACUUAAUCUAUAUUAAAAUACUGUAUACACUAUUUUAGUGUGUAUUAUAAGUCCACACAACACUUGUACUAUACACAGUCCACAUUAAAAUACUAUGUAUACUAUUUUAGUGUAUAUUAAGUCCAUACGACACUUGCAUCGAUUGUGUACUCUACGUUUGUUGUAACUUUCUAUACUCAUGUGAGUUUAUUAUAAAUCCAUUUUUCUAUGUACCUUUAAUCCUCCAUGAUGAAAUAAAAUUAUCUUAUCUUUUGAAUUG
Messenger RNA from Amaranthus tricolor (Joseph's coat), 1127 nucleotides. RefSeq names its product chitinase 5-like. Gene Ontology annotation, molecular function: chitin binding; chitinase activity. The record is from RefSeq and is a predicted model, not a curated record. Gene Ontology annotation, biological process: cell wall macromolecule catabolic process; chitin catabolic process; carbohydrate metabolic process. The coding region runs from base 56 to 856 and encodes 266 amino acids. The transcript has 2 exons. NCBI's taxonomy places the organism in Eukaryota, Viridiplantae, Streptophyta, Magnoliopsida, Caryophyllales, Amaranthaceae.